Messenger RNA from Prorocentrum cordatum, 784 nucleotides. Lineage: Eukaryota; Dinophyceae; Prorocentrales; Prorocentraceae. The record is from the annotation of a GenBank genome assembly.
CGACAUGUUCUCAGGAUAAUAAGAGAAGGAUCCAAGACCAUGACCCGAGAUGUGCCCAAGACCUCCUCCACGCUCCCCAUGCCCCGACAGGUCGCCGAUCGGUGAUUCUGCUGCGUCGGCGGGCCUCGACAUCCUGUCGGUGCACAUCUGCACUCCGCUGGAGCUCAUGAACGCCACCCCGAUCCCGCUCAGCCUCCAGUUCCACCGGCUGGCCAAGGACGAGGGCGCGAGGCCGCUGCCGCCGGUCACCGUGCGCGUGGAGCCCUUCUCAGUCUGCGACAGCCCCCCGCAGCUGGACCCGCCGGAAGCCUUCGGCGUGUCCGUCCUGCUGGCGGACGCAGGCGGCUGCCCAGCCACGGGCACCGGCGGGCCGACGCAGCAGCUGGCCACGGACAUCCUGAGCGGCGAGGCGGACUCCGAGGAGAUCGUGCCGCUGUGCGGCGGCCGCUCCAGUGCGGGCAGCCCGGAGCUGCUCGUGACCCUCGCGCGCCGCGGGCUGGCGGUCUGCGUCUCGUGCUCCCGCUGGCUGGUCGACCGCACUGGCCUGGGUAUUCGCGUGAUCUGCUCUUCGGAUCCGCUCACGGACCAGAACGCGCCGCUGCCGCAAGCCGACGGUUACAUCUCGCUGCUUGGAUCCGAUCACCCGCCAGCGUCGUCCAACAACAGCAGGGAGCCCGUGCACUACCUCGCGCUGUGCGACGAGCCGGGCCAGGGCUGGACCGCCACGGCUCGGAUCGGCCUCCCCGACAGCGGCGCCGGGGGGGCGGGCGGGGGGGUCAGCGAG